Messenger RNA from Haliotis rufescens (red abalone), 6812 nucleotides. Its product is annotated as protocadherin Fat 4-like. Gene Ontology annotation, cellular component: plasma membrane. Bases 590 to 6187 code for a protein of 1865 amino acids. Gene Ontology annotation, biological process: homophilic cell-cell adhesion. Lineage: Eukaryota; Metazoa; Mollusca; Gastropoda; Lepetellida; Haliotidae. The transcript has 23 exons. Gene Ontology annotation, molecular function: calcium ion binding. The record is from RefSeq and is a predicted model, not a curated record.
UUUACUUCCUUGUUGUAGCUAUACAAAAGCUGAAGCUCUCUCCCCGCGCUGCACUCGUUGACUGGAUAAGGUGCAUAUACACUUCGUGUUAAACAGCGGGAGAGACGAAGGGACCUACGUUACUGAUGGUGCGCCCCAGAAUGGAUAUGAAGAUACCACUGGUGGAUAGGACUUGCCAAUGUCGGUAUUGUUUAAAGUGAUAUAUAUAUAAAUGAUAAAUACUUGUAAGAUUGCUUGUAACAUUAUCCUAAGGUAAUCUAAUAUGAAAUAUUUAAUAACUUAACCCAUGUAUUGCUCUUUUGUCUGUGCUUCUUCUCAUUUGCACUUCUUGAGCACGUCGUCUAAUGAUGGGGUAAGUAUAAGCGAAUUGCUGGAACUAACAUGCUUUUUGUGGUGAGUAUUUACGCUUUGUGAGAAUCUGGAGUGAGGUGUGCAAGGGGAUGAAUGUGUCAUGAUGUCCGGAUUUGUCAUCAAAAUUGUAGAGUAAAUGUCACAAAUAUAUGAAGCAAUUCACUUAGUGGAGCUGACAAAUGAAAGGAUUUGCCUUGUGACUUUAACUAAAACAGAUCGUUAAUUAUCAUCGACUAAUAUGCAAUAUAAAAGUCACAAGGAAUAUCCUUUCAUAUCCUGGCCUGAUAUUGUAGUGAACAAUUUACAUUUAGCAACAACCACUACAACGCCACCAACGUGUGGCCCCAUGACAGAUGCCUCUCUGGACGAGGACUGCUCCUACGCGCGAUGUGUGGCCGUCAACAGCUCGUGUGUGACGACGUCAGCGGGAAGCCGUAGAUGUGCCUGUGUUAACAAGAACGUGCAGAUAUCGGCUACAGAAUGCUCAUUGGGACCAAGUGUUCUGUCAAGUACCACAAACUACAUCUUCAACACAGAUCUAUCUAGAACGUCAGUAACUGUGGGAUCAAUCAUGUUUGAUGGGCUUAGUACUUUCCCCACAAAUACCUUCUCCAUAGAAGGUCAAGUAUAUCCUGAUGAGGGGAUCCUGGACCUCAUGAGAAACUCGAGUCACAUUGAUGUGGCACUGGUCAAGGAAAUAAGCGAUGCUAACACAUUUGUGGUGGCGUUACGUGCAACCUCCGGUGCGUUCACUGUGCAGCAGGUUGUGACCGUCAGGAUCACAUCCUCCUCCUUCACACCAGAAGACGUCACAGUUAUGCUAGUGGAGGGAACCAGGAAAGGCACGCUGAUAACUGACGUGAGGACUAUUGGUAGUUUGGGAGGGUACAGCAACUUCGAAAUGGAGACCACAGAUCAGACAGCAAGGGCCCUGUUCAAUGUGACCACAUCGGGGCAGGUUCUUUGUGGACGAGAUAUGUUUUUGAUUGACUUUACCAAUAACGACACAGUAGCUAAAGAAUAUAUAUUCAGUGUCAAAGCGACAAAGGGAGGACAGAGCGCAACAAUUGCAACAUUUUACAUCUUGUUAUUCAAGAGUACUUUUACAACAACGUUAAGAGAAAAUUGGAAAGGCAAUAUCUUGAGCUAUACUAUAACAAGCUCUAAGUUCCAGGUUGCUAUUAAUGACACGCUCCCAUAUAGACUAAAACUAUCAAAGGACUUGACGACAAUUAGUCUGGCAAAAGAAGUUGACUACGAAGCUGGUAUCACAAGUAUGAAUUUUAAACUUGAUCUUGUCACGACGACCAGUACAAAGUCAACUACAGUAGAUGUCCACAUAAACAUUGAAGACCAAAAUGACGAACGCCCAAAAUUUAAAAAAGCAGUUUACGAAUUUUCUCUGCUUGCUGGAUCUAAGGGGAAUAGUGUAGUCGGCGUUGUUGAUGUUACUGAUAGAGAUACAGUUGGGCAGACAACAUUUAGUCUGGAAGGUAGACAUAAAGACGACUUCAGCAUAAACGACGAUGGUGUUUUGACAUCAAAAGUGGAUUUAACAAGAGGCCGUUUCCCCUCCGCGAUCCCCCUCCGGGUCAAGGCUUAUGAUGGAGUAACCUACUCUGAUGAAGCCAACAUCACUGUCUAUCUCAUCUCCUACACCAUUAAUGCAGUCAACCUCAACAAGACAUUCCGUGGCAGAGUCAGUGAAAACAGUCCAGGAGCAUUUGUGGCCAAUGUCGCAGUGUCAAACCAUACCGGUUACAAAUUUGCAAAUCCUCAGGCUGACAGAUUCUUCAGCCUGGAUUCUAAAUCUGGGCUCGUCACAACAGCUAUUGGCCUAGACCGAGAGAACGACGACCAGGCAGAUACUGCAUUCACCAUUCAGGCUUACAUGGAUAGUGUCGACCAGUGCUCCCCUGUUACGAUUGGUCAACUCAUUACGAAUAUAACGGACUUGAACGACAAUGCGCCAGAAUUCUCUAGACCUUCUUAUACAGGAAGUGUAAAAGAAAACUCCAUUCAAGGAACCCUGGUUGUUGGUUUGGUGGACAUAGCUGUUACCGACGAAGACGUUGGAGUGAAUGGUUUUGUAAACUUCGCUUUGACGGGACCUGGGAAGACCUAUUUUGCUGUUGAGAAAUCAAACCACAACAAAUUCACCAUAAAAACCAGUGGAACCCUGAUUGAUAGGGAAGUAACUCCAUACGUAGUCCUGACAUUAACUGGAACAGACAAUCCAUCUAAUCCUAACACAGGCACCACUACACUCAACAUCACAAUCAUAGACGUCAACAACAAUGCACCACAGUUCAACGGCGGGACGACCGUAUUUUGGGUGGAAGAAAACGUUGGACCAAAGACUAUCACUACGUUAACAGCCACAGACAAGGAUGAAGGCUUCAAUGCCAAGGUAUCGUACUCAUUGAAAGAUGGGGGAUUUGGUUUCUUCAAAGUUAACGAAAGCACUGGCAAAGUAUCGACAAUCAAGGCAAUAGACAGAGAAAACAGGAAAGUCUUCAACCUGUCAAUCGAAGCAAGGGACCAAGGGUCGCCUUCUCUAGAAUCCGUGUUGAAUAUUAUCGUCAAUAUUCGUGAUGUAAACGAUGAAAAGCCUGCAUUUACGGAGAGAUUGUACAAGGGUUCUUAUACGGAAAAUAGUCCAUGUGCCAGAAGCAUCCUAACAGUGAAUGCAACAGACCAGGACGAAGGAAGCAAUGCCACCAUCACGUUCUCAACAACAAGUCCUAACUUUACAGUCAAUAAUAUCACUGGCGCAAUCAGAUGUAUGAUUCCUCUCGACUAUGAAAACAUGCAACAACAUCUGAUAGAAAUAAAAGCAGAGAACCCAGGGUUUCCCACAAUGAGCGCCACAGUAACAGUUGAGAUAAACGUUGAAGACGAAAAUGACAACCCUCCACGUUUUGAUGAAGCCAAGUAUCAGCCUGAGAUAACAACGUUGGAGUGGGUGACCAACAACCCUGUCGAUGUUUUUGAAGUCACGGACGAUGAUUCUGGAACGAAUGGCCUAUUUAUACUCUCCAUGAGUGGGGAGACGGACAAAUUCUACAUUGAUGGAGACACUGUGGGUGUGUUACGCAUCAAAGAGGGCGCAAGUCAACCCGAUGCUUCCACAACAUAUAACUUUGACGUUACAGCUACAGAUAAAGGUUCUCCACCGCUAAGUGUCACAGUCCCAGUAUCAGUUGAUGUAAAGAAAAUACAAGGCACUAGUACUGUACGGUUCAGUUCUAAAGACUUAAGGUUUUCAAUUGUGGAGAACCGAUUAUGUACCACAUCUUUCGGAAGAGCAAAUGCUUCUCAUGACGCCAGCGUGUCAGUUCGCUAUACCUUAAUCAAUGGCGGGGAUUUCCGUAUUAAUACUAGUAGUGGAGCGUUGACUUGCGGUAAAGCACUGGAUCGUGAGGCAGCACCAAAUCAUACCAUGAUCGUCCGCGCCAGGGAUAUCGCCACUAACGCCUCGGACCUGGCUGUUGUUACAGUACACAUUUUGGAUGUUAAUGACAAUGGACCAGAGUUUCUGGCAUCUUCAGGACAGCUCGUCUUUCAAGUUAAGGAAAAUUCUCCUGGCAAGGAGAUCGGACGCAUCAUUGCCAAAGAUGAGGAUGCAGAUGAAAAUGGAAGAAUAACGUACAGCAUUGUAUCGCAGACACCUCGGACACAUUUCUCGAUAAAUCCUGGAACCGGCAGUGUCACUGUUUCGGGAGAUGUAGACAGAGAAGUUUAUGAAAAAUACAACUUAACCAUCAAGGCGGCAGACAAUGGAGAUGCUCCGAGAACUGCAACAACAAGUGCCACGAUCCUUGUCCUGGAUAGCAACGACAAUCCCCCUACAUUCCAAACAACGUAUGCAGUGACAGUAAAAGAAGAUAGUGCCAUUUCCGCAUCGGUGGAGAAAGUGAGUGCAACUGACAGAGACCUGGCGCAGCAUGGUGCAAUUGCAUAUGUUCCUAACACCGUGAUGGUGAACGGAACUGUCUGUCCAUUCAAUGUGUCACUGGAGACUGGAGUCGUGAAAGUGAGCGGCGACCUCGACUAUGAGACGACUUCAACAUAUGAAUGCAUUGUGACUGCGGUGGACAUGGAGAGAUGCAGCAAUUGCACAGGACGUCUCACUGGAUCGACAACUAUGUCCGUCACCAUCCUGGAUUUCAACGACAACCCGCCGGUGUUUCAGGGGGCGCCGUACCGAGCCAACAUAUCAAGAGACGCUAACAUCAGCACUCCCGUCACUGUCGCCAUCACUGCAACUGACAGGGACAGCGUCAUGGACGGCAACGGAGUUGUUACAUACCAUAUUUUAUCAAACAUAAGCUACUUCAGGAUUGAUCGCAAUUCAGGAAGAAUAUACGUGGCUACAACCCUAGACAAAGUCAAUGAUGAUGAGGUCACUCUGAGGAUCAGGGCGACAGAUCUACCCCAAAAAGACCCUGCUAUGGAAGCAAUCACAAACAUUACUAUUUCCAUCCUGACUGAUCAGCCACGACCAUUCUUCAACAAAACAUACACCUUCCUGCUGACGGAGAAUGAAAAGCCCGAUGAGGAUAAACCGGUGUCCAUUAGAGCCUAUGUGCGAAGGGCGAGUGUAGAAGAGUGUAACUGCACCUAUGAUUUAAUAGGUUCAGAAAAUUCGAGCUUUUACAUAGACAGUAUGACUGGAGACUUAAGACAAAAGGACCCAAUAGACCGUGAAAAAACAGGCAGUCGUUUUUAUGUGAAAGUGAGGGCGACAGACCGACGCAGCCCUCAUUUUAGGACAACAGAUGUUGAAGUGAACGUUAAAGAUGUUAACGACAACUUACCCUUCUUCGAGAACACUCAGCACAACUUCACAGUAAAUCAGAGUGCUCCAGUUGGGCAUGUGAUCGGGAGAGUGAUGUCGGUAGACGCUGAUGAACUCAGUCACCCCAUAUACACAGACGUAACUGAUGUUGAGGGAAUCGAACUGCUGCGUAAUGGAACUCUGGUAGUGAGGGCUUCUCUGCUGAACUACACAGAGGUUGAUAUGAUAGUCAGUGUGACAGAGGGCGACUUUUUCGGAUCAAAAAAUAUAUCGGCAGUAACUACAACAAAGGCCUCCAUAGAAGUGCGACCAGACGAUUAUAAUGAACAUCCUCCCAGAUUUGAAAAAGUUGCUUAUGAAGCGUCAUUGGAGUUUUCAUCUGAAACUGGUACAGAAGUUAAGAUUACCAACUUCCGGGCAACGGACGCCGACGGCCACAAUGUCACAUACGCCAUACAAACAAGAAAUGAUAGGGAAAAUCUCAAGAUCGACAGCCAGACUGGGAAAAUAUCUGUUCACAUUAAAUUUGACGACACUGUGCCCGAAGUGAUACAAUUAGUAAUAAUCGCCACCGACGAAAGUCCUCAUCCGAAGACUGGAUCGUGUACAGUUACGAUAACCCUACAGGGAUAUACACAAACAACAUGUGUAGCUGAAAACGCAUAUUCACAGCUACAACAACAGAGAGUAUUAUUCCUUGGGUUAUUCAUAGCUAUGGCAGCCCUACUUGCAGUUACCAGCAUUGCUGCAGUAUUUGCUAUAUACAAGUGGAGGACUGUAAGACGAAGAACACAAUAUCAGGAAAAUAUCAACACCGCUCAUGGUAAAACAACAAAAGCAUCAGAACAAGCUGGAUACGACUCACUAGCUGCGGGGGGCAAAGAUGAAGAAACAUCGUACAACAAACUCAGAGACAGAGAUUUCUCAUCCGGUGUUCCAAACCCAGCAUAUGUGUCUACAGGUCCAAGGCCUCCAUGCACACCUCCCACAGACCCUCUUCCUGACUAUGUUGAUGGAGGCGCCAGCAGGAUAUGAAAAACGUCUUCAUCUACUCUCGGUUACGGGGAUGAAAAUAUAAUUAUUCGCAAGAAGUGCGGUUAUUGGUUGUUUUAAACAUAAACAUUUAAAACAUGAGUUUAUGAACGAGCUAUACGUGCCAAAACAGUGAUAAUACUUUAGAUCAUUCCUAAACAAUAACCUGUUUUGCAUAUGAGAAAAACUAUGUCUCAUAAACAAAAGGAAUAAUGAGUAUAUUUUUAAUAUACACCAGUUAUUUGUAUUUCAUAUAACAAUGUUGAUACAUUUUAAUGCUUUAUACUAAUUGCAUGCCUUUUACCAGUAGUUUCAUAAUCAUGUAUAUAACAACUUCUUAGUCGACACGCCUGUGAUAAUAAUCGACGUAUUGAGUCAUCGUCUCCUCAAGGCUGGAACUGUUUCUCGUAGCAGUUUGAAUACAACUGUCCUAAUAAACACGUUUAAGCUGUUUGACUCUUUAUGUAUGUUUGAUACUCAAGGAUGUUAUGCUCAAGGAUUAUGUUUCCAUUGUUCAACUGUUUCAAGCAUCAUUGUCAACUGUAUAUAGAGUAACUCAUGUCAACGUUUAAGCCUUGAAACAUGUAUUAGGUUUAGUUCAUGUUGUUUGAAUAAAAUAUAACGUUUC